Apus apus (common swift) is the source of this 1793-nucleotide messenger RNA. RefSeq names its product family with sequence similarity 72 member A (gene RUMY1). The transcript has 4 exons. Gene Ontology annotation, cellular component: cytosol. The record is from RefSeq and is a predicted model, not a curated record. NCBI's taxonomy places the organism in Eukaryota, Metazoa, Chordata, Aves, Apodiformes, Apodidae. Bases 1 to 450 code for a protein of 149 amino acids.
AUGUCGGCCAGCAGCUGCAGCUUCGAGGACCGCUGCGUGGCCGUGCUGUGCUGCCGCUUCUGCCGGCAGGUGCUGAGCUCGCGGGGGAUGCAGGCCGUGCUGCUGGCGGACACCGACACCGACCUCUACUCCACCGACGUCCCGCCCUCGGGGACUGUUGAUUUCAUUGGGAGCUGCUAUUUUACUGAGAUCUGCAAGUGCAAACUGAAGAACAUUGCAUGUCUGAAGUGUGGCAACGUUGUGGGUUAUCAUGUCAUUUCUCCCUGCAAACCCUGCCUGCUCUCCUGCAACAACGGCCACCUCUGGAUGUUUCACAGCCAAGCAGUCUUUGGCAUCAACAGACUAGACCCUUCUGGUGUGAACGUUUUGCUCUGGGGCAACUUGCCAGAUUUGGAAGAAAGCACAGAUGAAGAUACAUCCUGCAUCUCUGAGGAGGAGUAUAUCAGAUGAGUGUUACCAACAGAAUAAUCCAGGAUCUUUCCCAGAAUCAUUGCCUUGCUGUUUGCUUUGGAUUAUUUUUUUUUCCCUGCUGGCCCAGAGCUUAAACAAUGCAGAAAACCAAGAAAUCUGGAAAACAGUCCUUAAAAAAAGGAAUGUAUCAUCUUUCUCUUUCAUUGUAACCUUCCCUGGACUAUUAAAUCUGGCUGGAGACAUGCCUUGGUUAGACCUGGAAAUGCAGUUGGAAGGUGCAUUUACUGAGGUCUAGGUCUGUUUUGGUUUUCCAUUUAAGUCUCAACAGUUGAUAAUCCUUCUUUAACUGCAUCUUAUCUUCGUUCCUCAAACAGUAUUCACAGAGCAGUCUCAGUUGCUGCCAGUUUCUUAAAAAUCUGAAGAAGCAGUUAGGCUGGGUGAGGAAGUUCUAGAAUAACUGCUUUUGUGGUCACAUGGACCUGGAACUUCUACUCUGAGUACACAGAGUUGCUAAACAAGUGGCUUGAAGUACUGGAGGUUUGGCUCUAGCAUCUGGCUCUCCUGCUCUUUAGCUGUUUGGGCAUCUGAGACAUACUGGGAUGCUCCUGACUGUGGAGCAGAGUCUUCCCAUCUCCAUCUUUCAGCACUUACAGGAUCAUAUUUCUGUGGAGAUCAAGCUCAUUUCCCCCCCCCCCAAUAAAAUACAGCAGUUCUUUAAUGGCUCACAGAACAUCCAGAUUACACUGGAGUUUUUCUUAAGGCCAGCAAUGAAAUCCUUCUAGUUUUGUGUGUUAUUUUUUUCUCCUUAUAGGGUAGACAUCCCUCCAAGACAGAACUCAGUCACCUGACUGGGUCUUUUUUAGAGAAAGAAAGAAGCAAUCAGGUUCAAUAUUUGCUGUUCAUGCCUACCCUUGCAUCCUGGGGCGUGCAGACCGUCCGGUUCCUGGAAGAAAUGAUGACUUCAAAGCUCCUUAUCCCAGUAGUUCCAGCCACAGUUCUUAACUUAUGAACUAAACACUGCCCCCUUCAGCUACUCACCCGAAGGAUCACUUGUAGAAAAUCCAAGGUACAAUCAUAGAAGAGAAACAAAAGUACUUCUUAAAAUUUGGUUUGAUGCUGAAUAAAUCCUUCUGCAGCCUCGUGUGGUACGUGGCAGAGGUGCAGUGAAGGCAGAUCUGAGUUGUCUUGGUGUUCUUACUGCAUGUUAUGUAUUUCUUAAUUAACAGUUCUACCUCUUCUCCAUUGUUUAAAUGUAUAUUGGUGUAUUUAUGUGUCCAUGUGUGUCUUGUUUUGGCUUCCUAUGUUCUGUCUGCUCAUUAAAUAUGAGUUUUGGAUUGCAGAGUCUUCUGGGCUGUAAUUAAUGUGGAUGUGUAAUGAUACUA